Cynara cardunculus var. scolymus (artichoke) is the source of this 1670-nucleotide messenger RNA. Its product is annotated as polypyrimidine tract-binding protein homolog 2-like. The coding region runs from base 172 to 1500 and encodes 442 amino acids. Gene Ontology annotation, cellular component: nucleus. The record is from RefSeq and is a predicted model, not a curated record. Lineage: Eukaryota; Viridiplantae; Streptophyta; Magnoliopsida; Asterales; Asteraceae. Gene Ontology annotation, molecular function: mRNA binding. The transcript has 11 exons. Gene Ontology annotation, biological process: regulation of RNA splicing.
UUUUUAAUCUAUUCUUGCCCUACUCAUCGCUGUUGUAUGCUCUCUAUCUGCCGACUCCGAAUCAAGCCGAUUUCUGUUUGUUUCGUACCUUCUUCCCACUUUCAAACCCUAAUUUUCCCCUGCCACAACAAUCCUUAUCGUCUCCAUCAGAAUUGAGCUGUAUAGUGUGAAAUGGCAUCUGUCUCCAGCCAGCCUCAGUUCCGAUACACACAGACGCCAUCCAAGGUUCUCCAUUUGAGGAAUUUGCCUUGGGAGUGCACCGAAGAGGAACUAAUUGAACUUGGAAAACCGUUUGGUAAAGUUGUGAACACAAAGUGUAAUGUUGGAGCAAACAGAAAUCAAGCCUUUAUUGAAUUUGCUGAACAAAAUCAAGCAAUUGCAAUGAUAUCAUAUUAUGCUUCAUCAUCGGAACCAGCUCAGGUACGAGGGAAAACUGUCUACCUACAAUAUUCGAACAGGCAAGAAAUUGUGAACAACAAAACCUCUGCAGAUGUUGCUGGAAAUGUACUUUUGGUAACCAUUGAGGGCAAUGAUGCUCGCCUUGUCAGCAUUGAUGUCUUACACCUGGUGUUCUCUGCGUUUGGGUUUGUGCAUAAAAUCACAACUUUUGAGAAGACAGCUGGCUUUCAGGCUCUGGUGCAGUUUACUGAUUCAGAAACUGCUACUUCCGCAAAGGAUGCCCUUGAUGGAAGGAGCAUUCCCAGGUAUUUGAUUCCAGAGCUGGGAGCAUGUUCUCUUAAGAUAACUUAUUCUGCUCAUACAGAUUUGAGUGUGAAAUUCCAGAGUCAUCGUAGCAGGGACUACACCAACCCUAUGCUUCCGGUUGCAUCAUCAGCAAUAGAUGCUACUGGUCAGUUCAAUUUGGGUUUAGAUGGGAAGAAGAUUGAAUCUGAGAGUAAUGUUCUUCUUGCUUCUAUUGAGAACAUGCAAUAUGCGGUCACCUUGGAUGUGUUACACAUGGUCUUUUCUGCUUUUGGGCCUGUUUUGAAGAUUGCCAUGUUUGACAAAAAUGGAGGAGUCCAAGCCUUAAUUCAAUAUCCUGAUGUUCAGACGGCCGUUGUUGCCAAGGAAGCCUUGGAAGGACACUGCAUAUAUGAUGGAGGGUUUUGCAAGCUUCACAUAUCUUAUUCUCGCCACACGGAUCUAAGUAUUAAGGUGAAUAAUGAUCGGAGUAGAGAUUAUACAAUGCCGGCUGGGCAGAUAAUGAACCCACAACCGUCGAUCUUGGGGCAACAACCACCAUCAGCGGCACCCCAAUACAAUGGCGGGCAGUACAUUCCUGCUCCAGAAGGUUAUGCAGCUCCUCAGUCUUCAGGGGGAUGGGCUCCAGGUGCUCCAGCAGGGCAUCCAAUGCAAAUGCAGAUGCAGAUGCAGAUGCAUAAUCACCCUUACAUGCCACAGCAAGGGAUGCCCUCCGAAAUGGGUCCUGGGCCAACCCACUUUGGUGGGCAGAAUGGAUUUCCACAAGGGGGAGGACCACCGCGUUACCAUCCUCAAUAGGAUCCCCUUUCUCUUGGCCUUUUUCUUUGUUAUUUUGUGCUGUCCAGAUUGGUAUGUUAUUUUUAUUAGCAAAAUCAGGGUGCGACUGGUAUCAGAACCUGUGUGGACCUGGAAAUUUGUUGGAAACUGACCUGGUGAUAGACUGUAUAUCAUCUCAUUUACCGGUUAUA